Messenger RNA from Siniperca chuatsi (mandarin fish), 2972 nucleotides. RefSeq names its product hes-related family bHLH transcription factor with YRPW motif 2 (gene hey2). The transcript has 6 exons. Gene Ontology annotation, biological process: Notch signaling pathway; regulation of transcription by RNA polymerase II; anterior/posterior pattern specification. Gene Ontology annotation, molecular function: DNA-binding transcription factor activity, RNA polymerase II-specific; RNA polymerase II cis-regulatory region sequence-specific DNA binding; protein dimerization activity. The coding region runs from base 563 to 1594 and encodes 343 amino acids. The record is from RefSeq and is a predicted model, not a curated record. Gene Ontology annotation, cellular component: nucleus. Lineage: Eukaryota; Metazoa; Chordata; Actinopteri; Centrarchiformes; Sinipercidae.
UGUGUGUGUGUGUGGCUCCCAGGCUCCGUGGGAAAGCUCCAGCAGAGGAGGAGGAGGAGGAGGAGGAGGAGGACACACCGGUCACCAGUAGGCUACAGUCUGCAGCCGACACACGGGCCACCUGCCCCGGACUACUUACCGGACACACACCGCUGGAAACACAGCUCCUGGAAGCUCCUGAGAAAUGAUUUUACACUGAAGACCUUUUUUUUUUAUUUUUAACUUUUACUGACUUUAGAAACUAAAAACAGUUAGACGGGAAGAUUUGCACCGUGUUCACACGUUUCUUCGUUUGCUGAUGUCGGAAAACGUAUUUUAAAAAGUCGUUUUUGACUGAGGAAUCAUUAAUUUCAUCAAUUUUGCAAGAGGAAAGACUUUUGUGGCUGUCAGCUUUUCUUUCUGGGAGGGAAACUAACCUGAAUCAGCUCCUGGAUUAAACAAACACACUCCUGUAACACCUCAUCAGGAACUUGAAGGGGAAGAAACUUUAUUUUGAACUUUAAUAAACCUCCACGUCUCCCCCCGGGGAGAGACAGGCAGCCCUCCCCGCCGUCCAUGCGCCAUGAAGCGGCCGUGUGAGGACAGCAGCUCGGCGGAGAGUGACGUGGAGGAGACCAUUGAUGUGGGCAGUGAGAGCGUCUAUCCGGGGCACGUGAAAGCAUCUUUUAUAAGAUGCGGAUCACCGACCACGACCACUCAAGUGAUGGCGAGGAAAAAACGCAGAGGGAUUAUCGAGAAGAGACGCAGAGACAGGAUCAACAACAGUCUGCUGGAGUUACGGAGGCUCGUCCCCACAGCGUUCGAGAAGCAGGGUUCAGCUAAACUGGAGAAGGCAGAGAUUCUGCAGAUGACUGUGGACCAUCUGAAGGUGCUGCAGGCGACGGGAGGGAAAGGUUAUUUUGACGCCCACGCUCUGGCCCUGGACUUCCUGUCUCUGGGUUUCAGGGAGUGUGUGACGGAGGUUUCCCGCUACCUGAGUGCCGUGGAGGGCCUGGACUCCAGCGACCCGCAGCACUCCCGCCUCCUCUCCCACCUCACCUCCUGCGCCUCGCAGCGUGACGCCGCCGCCCUCACCAUGACCUCCCACUCGCCCCAUCACCACCACCAGCAGCCUCCCCCUUUACCCCACCCCUUCCACUCCCAUCACUGGGCCGCUGCAGCCGCUGCCGUCGCCACCGCUGCUGCGUUUCGGCCUCUGCCGGCCACCGUGGCGCCGUACGGACUGAGCGGGCUUCCUGUUUCUCCUGAUGCCGGAGGAGGUGGAGCCCCCCGGAGGCUGGUGGAGUUGUCACAACGCAGUGCAGCCUCCUCCUCCUCCUCCUCCUCCUCCUCUUCCUCGUCUCUCAUGCUCCCCUGCACCCCCACUCCUCUCUCCGCCUCCCUCCUCUCCCUCUCUGCGUCGUUUCCCAUCACCCUCCACGGAGGUCUCCCCAUCCUCCCUCCCUCCUCCUUCACCUCCACCACCACCAGUCCUCCCAUCUCCUCUUCCUCCUCCUCCCCCUCCUCCUCCUCCUCCUCCUCCUCCUCCCAGACUCCUCACAGCAGCAGCAGUAAACCCUACAGACCGUGGGGAACUGAGGUCGGCGCUUUCUGACUGCUGAUUUUGCUGCCGACUGACCUCUGACCUGUUGACCAACUGACAGUUUUAACAGCCUGGAAAACCCUUUUUACCGACUGGUUUCAACACUUGACCCAAGCAAAUAGUUCUAUUAACCUGUUAACCUUUGAGGUGUUUUUGUGCAAGCUGGAAAACGUGAUUUUUUUCGACCAGUUCUGAAACUUCUGCCCAGAGAACAGAAAAUCACAGUUUAAUUAGCUGCCUUUCCUCUUUCUAUCCAGAAUUACUGAACUGUUUUAACAUGUUUUACCAACUUCAGCAGAUGUUUUGUUCACAGGAGAUUUACUCCACAAAGUGACACUCGUUUAUGAAAUGUUACGAGAAACUAAAACAAACUGAACAAACUAUGUUUAACCUUAAACCCCUGUAGACUGGACCUCCACCGAACCCACUGAGAGAAUCUCCCAGAAAGACCAUAUGUGACCUGUUGGCUUCUCUACACAUCUAUUAUUGUUUAACCAGAAUAAGUCUGGUGAUAUUCUAUAUUUUUGGUUUUGUCAACAAAUCCCAUGCGCAGACCCAAACCAGCAGUGUGAAUCACAGCCUGAUGGAUCUUCUUCCUCCACUGUCGUCCAGAAACCGUUAAAACUCAUCAGCGAGCCGCUCUGUUGUUCCUUCAUCACCAUGAACACACACACUGUAGUUUAUUCUGACUCAGCCCCACACACACCGUCCUGCUGCCCCAAACACUCACUACAGCACCACAUGUGGAUUCAUCCGCCGCUGGAAAUAGUCCCCAACAGAUGCUCUGUUUCCUCCUGUUGGUCUGAUAAAAACUACAGCGAGCAGCUGUUUGAGGAAACUACUGAGCCUUUUUUUAAAUAAUGAAACUGUCUGUGAGGCCUUUUUAGAUAUUAUUGUCUUCAGUAGGAACAAAUGGAGACAAAGUUUUGAGAGACGGAUGAACACGUUGUUGGUUUGGGUCUUUUCGUGGGAUUUUUUGACAAAAACAAAACUUUACUGAAACACCGACCAUGUGACAAAAACCAAAGUCUGCCUCUGAGAUAAUCACUUCACUGAUGUUUAUUCAAACUAACAAGAAUGGACACUUAAAGAGAACCUAUUACGAGAAUAAACCAACGUUUCCACGGCAGACCUGCCAAAACCAGUACAGUCUCAGACAGCUGUAUGUGCAGACUGGUGUAAACUGGGAUGAAGAUUAACAUAAUAACAGCGACGGUGACUGUAAUGUUGUACUUCAGUAACUUACAAACUGACACGCUGAAUCACACUAAACCCUUUCCCACUUUUUUUUUUAUUAUCUGUGGUUUUCAUGUAAACUGUCACUGGAUGUACCAUCCAACCUCUCUGAUUCUCUGUGUGCCUUUUUACAAAUAAAGAUGAAGUAACAAUA